UUCCUUCCAGUCGAAUCUUCAUGAUGUCAUCAACAGCUAGCAGAAAAUUAUGGACGAAGGAGAGCAUGGCAGCUGCUGUGAGUAGCCAUUGAGGAUGGUAUGGGGAUUCGGGAAGUGUCAAGACUCUAUAAUGUCCCAUAUGAAACCCUCAGACGGCGGGUGAACCAUGUAGUGCCGUUGGAAUGCAGGUCAGGUCCUCCAACUGUGUUAACCCAGGACGAAGAACACCAGCUUGCCAUGUACUGUGCUAAAAUGGCAGACAUGGGCUUUGGCCUUUCCAGGGAUGAUGUCAUGCACACUGCGUACAAAAUU
Molecule: messenger RNA, 312 nt
Organism: Geodia barretti
Lineage: Eukaryota; Metazoa; Porifera; Demospongiae; Tetractinellida; Geodiidae
Source: the annotation of a GenBank genome assembly